UCAUCCUCAACAUUCGGUUUACAGACUUCUAUCUGGAGUGGAAUUCCCCAGUAGAUGUGUUCAUGUUUAGUGACACAACAUCCUCUAGAUUUUUGAGAGCUGUUGGAAAUAAAAUAGGUGUUCAAAAAUAUACAUGCAGUACAAGAAUAUAUCUGGUGCUAGGCUUCAUAGAGGUUAUUGUUGGAAGCUAUGAAAAUGGACGAUUAAACCUACAGACAUCACUUACAUCUUGUCUUUGUUUACAUGGCAUUGGUCAGAAAAUGGACACUGGCCAUAUUGUCAGAUGCUGCCCCCGAAUAACUAACUGCAUGUCACAUAUUUUUGCACAUUUCAGUAUGAGAGAUAAACUAGAGCAUGUGAAGGCUAAAGCGUUCCCAAAUUUUGAGAAUCAAGAAAACCAGAGAGCAGAGUUCCUUCCAGUAGAAUGGAGAUCUUCAUUGAGGUUAGAUGGAGACACAGUUGAAUCUUUGACACCUCAGCGUAUGAGGGGAGUACGUGUUAUGCUCAAUGCAAGUGCUCUGGAUGUAUUGUAUUACACUAGUCCAUUAUACAGGUCAGAGAUAACACACAGUUUAGAAAAUGAGUUGAACAGAUUGUAUGAUAUGUUUUGUGAGAGACACCCGUACUUUGAACCAAAUGGUGGAAAAGUCUCAGUUGUUGCUCAUUCUCUUGGCUGUGUUAUCACCUAUGACAUCAUAACGGGCUGGAACCCAAUCACAUUUUAUGAUCAAUUUGUCUCAUCAGUCAUCGUAAGUAAAAUUUUAAUUUUUUUUCAAUUUUUCCAUCAUGCUAAUACUUUUUGAAUUGAAUAGCAACUUUACAACAGAUACUAGUUAUAUACAGUAGAUCUUAGAUAUGAAGAAAAGCUAUUUUGCAUAGUUUGAUGGGUUUUUCUUAAACUUACCAGUACAGAUAUAAAAUA
This is a messenger RNA of Ruditapes philippinarum (Manila clam), 922 nucleotides long. Its product is annotated as phospholipase DDHD1-like. NCBI's taxonomy places the organism in Eukaryota, Metazoa, Mollusca, Bivalvia, Venerida, Veneridae. The record is from RefSeq and is a predicted model, not a curated record. The annotation marks the transcript as partial. Gene Ontology annotation, molecular function: glycerophospholipase activity. Gene Ontology annotation, cellular component: cytoplasm. The transcript is spliced from 7 exons.